AUGGGAUCAAGUUGUUCUGUUUUGAACGAUACCGAGUACGAUGUCUGGAUCACAGACAGAAUCAACUGGCCGGUCCUCAUAGGAGUUUCUGCUGGGGUCGCCGCCCUGUUACUAAGUGCAGGAGGAAUUGCUGCUUUUCUCGUACUCGGUUCGGUAGAAGCUGGAGUUGGAGGCGCGCUUAGCGGGGGAACAGCAAUCGCCACAAUUUAUAAAGAUAUUUUCAAAGUUACUGCAGUUGCUUUUCGAUCGCCUUUGGGGCGCGAAGUCUUGAAUUUAUCAAUCGAACGCCUGGCUAGGGCGUUGAACAUUACAGAAAAGCAAGCUGAAGAUCUUCAAAAGUACGUUCGGGAAUUGCAAGCUGAAGCUAAGCUAAUUCACCCCGUUGAGAGGUACACAUGGUCAGGCACUCUAUCUCUAACCAAGAGAGUGCAUGUUAUGAAUGAAUUGCUUCAGUUUGAUGACAAGGCCUGUUUUACAGGUCCUACAGAUGGUUCUGAAAAGGUUUAUCGGAUAUCAGAGCACUUCACAAGACUGGAUGUCCGGAAAGGUAAUUCCUUGAAUACUCAUCAGUAAAACGUCUACCGUGUAUUUGUAAUAAACCUAUGACUUAUAAUAAGCUUAUACACUGAUUACUCUUUCGCGAAGGUUUUCUAAGCGAUUUAGAAAUACUCGUUUUUAACUUUAAAGUUGUUUAAGAGUUUGUUAUGAUAAAUUAAGGAAUGAGUGUAAAUGCGUUUUUUGUUAGCCUAAUGCUCCUUGCGUGUUUAUUAACGUGAUAAGCGACUGAGUAAAUAUAUAUACUCCGAUAUUAUGAAGGUUGGCUGCAAUGCAAAUUAGGCCUUGAUAGAUUAUUUGAUACAGUACGGCAUUCAUGGUAGCCUUGCUAACUAUGGCGCGUUAUCAGGGUCAAAAUAAAAAAGGUACACCCUUCGUUAUGAAAAACAAACCGCAGACGUAUUUCCGGUCGUCGCUUCUCUUCAGCUCCGAAAAUUUUCUCGGCGGGUGAAACUAUAGCCUGCAUUUCAUCCGAUUACUUCGAGUCAGGGAGUAAUAACGACUCGAAGUAAUGGGAUGAAAUUCAGGCUAGUGAGACUAGGAACUACAGCCGAAAAAACCGGAUGCUCUCGCAAGCUACAUUCAUGGAAAACAGGUCUGUCUGAAGUAGUGUUAGUUUUUUUACUGAGGAGACUUGUGUAGAUACGUAUUAAUUGUAAUUUUGACGCCUAAAAUUGUCAUUCAGAUUAAUCAUGCUACCAAUUUUUUUGGCCCAAGAUCAGCGUUACAGGCAAAUUUUUUCAGUCGAGUGCAAUUUGGAAUAAAUUAGCACGAGAAUAAUUUUCAAAGACGAACAAAAUUAGUGGUCUUUAAAAAUUGUACAAGUGCUCAUUUAUUCAAAAUUGCAUGGGAAAAAUCAUGGGAUUACUUAUUAAUAAUAUACAUGUAAAAAUUUCCACGAACUUUUGUUUAUUUCAUGUCUUUUGCUUUAUGCUCCACCUACAUGUACUUGAUUGGUUUCAAAAUGACAAGCUUGACUGACAUAUUUGAAACGUAAACGUGUUAAAAAUUCACCUCUCUUAAACUAGGAGUAUUCGGAGCUCAGGAGAGUGCCUUCGAUAUGUUUGCUAGGCUUACAGGUAGCAGUUGAGGGGAAAGGGUGGAUGGUUCUUGCGAUAGAUAACUAUCAUUAUGGCAUAUUUUGAACGUAAGGGCUGCGUACAGCGAAACCUCGAUUUAAACUGUGUAUCAUAAUGAAAAGGUUUUGAAGGCUAGUGAUCAGCGUGAUAUCGUAUGGUUCGUCUCAAGUGCUUGUUAUUUGAGGAGACACUGGCCAGAGUACUUCAGGCAUGUAAAAAGAACUUUUUGUUUUACUGGCGCAAUAGAUGUUCUACUGGGCGCAGUUGUUAGAAGGCCGAUCAGCGCUUAACCCGGGUUUCUUUUUCUUUUGUUAAAAAACAUUUCUUUGGAUAAUUUUCUCAGUUAUUUUAAAGAGCGUCCAAUCAUCAACUUGUUGGCGAAAUGAAGCCGGGUCGCGAGUUCGAUUCUCGCCCGGGGCGUGAAAAUUUUCUUUGUCCCGGGCGAGCAUGGUUUUCUUCUCCUUCCAAGUUGAAAAUGUUCACUGGAAGUGUAUGUGUGCUGCUCACUGGUGUAUCAUUAAAAUUAAUAAAAAUAAAAAUAGAAUUAAUUUACGGAACCACGAGUUCGUGCGAAAAAAACAAAAUGGCGGGUGAAAGGUAAGUGACGCCGACUGAUUUUAUUAUUAUAAUUUUUUUAUGAUCCGAGUUGAUUUUUGUAUGAUCCCAGUUGAUCCGAGUCCAAUUUUAUUUUAUUUUUAUUAUUUUUUUAUUCGAUCCGAGUUGAUCCGACCCGGACUGGCGGUCCGAGUUGAUCCGGUCCGACUUUUGUACCUGCCUAGAAUAAAAUGUUUGUUUGUCCAGUGCCGAAAAUAUCACACGUCAUGAUGAAAUGGUGCCGCCGAGCUUCACACCUCGGUAAAUUUAGUUUGUGGAACAACGUCCGCCGAGCUACACAACUCGGUAGAUUUACUCUGUGCCACUACGGCCGCCUAGCUACACAACUCAGUAGAUUUACUUUGUGGCACAACGGACGCCGAGCUAAACAACCUGGUUUGAUGCAUGCACCAGGAGUAGCACGUAUUUUCCAAAAAAAAAUAUGAAGGCUUAAUCCAAAGUAAAAUUUUACUCAGGGUGUAAACUUUUAGCACAUUUUUGAAAGAUGAACUUUUUGGAAGAUUCAUUAAACACGGAUCGAUAGUAGACCUUCAGCAAAUUCUUAAAUAUGUACGCUUUACGAAAAUUCAGCACACUUUUAAAAGAUGAACGAUUUACGAAGACAGAAAAGCAGACCUCAGCAAACGUUUGAAAGAUGAACGCCGAGUAUGCACGAAUCACCAAGUUAGUUAGCGCGUCAAAGUGAGGCAAAACGUAAGCAAGCGUCUCAAAGCGAGGCAAAUGUGCGUCGACGACGACGACGAAUGCAUAUCUCGAAAAAACCUCCCUCAUUAAUUGCACAGGACACCUAAUAAUGCACACAACACCCAAUACAAAUUAGGGGUUGCGUUCUCGUACCUCGAACACAAAUAGCAAGUGGUGUCAGUAAAACCAGGAACAGGCCCGGAACACUCCCAGAACUUCCCGGAACACCUCCAGACGGACCGGAGCCCCCUCCGGAACACUCUCAAUUACGAAAAUUAGGUUUAAAAAAAUGCAAGACCAAAAACUCCUUAAAUUUCAUCAAAGAAUCAAUAAAUAUCUUUUAUCUGUAACUAGAAAACCGAGAUUGGGUCAGAUUGACGAAUUCACGCUACUUAAUUAACGACUUUUAAACUGAUUUUAAGAAUUGUAGUCCGUUGCCUUUAUAUGAAUACUACUAGCUUUUUUGUCUGAAAUUUAGCUGAAAGAGCACUACUGAAGUCAACAACAACAAAAAAAACAAAAAUAAAAUAUUUUCUAAAUGAAUAUAUUGCCGAUUUUAGGUCUACCGUGUAUCACUUAUAAAAUUCAACAACAACAAAAAAAUAAACCCAAAAUAAAAUAUCUUUUAAAUGAAUACCUAUAUUGCCGAUUUUAUGUCUACCGUGUAUCACUUAUAAAAUUCAGUUAUUUUGGUUCUUGUCCUGUUUUCUUUUUCAUUGAUAUUUUGUAUUUGAUUAUAAAGAGAAAUAUUCUUGUUUUUAGUGUUUCAUUUUGAUUUUCCAGGUAAGUCUGUUUUUUCUUUCGAGCGGUAGAUUAUAUAUUAUGGAGAAUUCUUUGUCCUGUAGGUGUUUCCUGGGAGGGGGCACUCCCAUAUUUGGCCAUGACGGUAAUGUGCCCCUGAGCAGGGCAUGGUUUUCAGGGUUUUGGACCGAAAUCUUUUACCAGAUUAUGAAGAUUGGAUAUAAGCAGUCUACAUUUGUGAUGUUAGUUUGAAAAAUUAAUAUUAGUUACUUCUGUAUGCGAAAAGAGACGAAUCAAGGUCCUAAUAUACGGUCUGGGUUUGAAUUUUAAGGCCUCGGCGGUAAAACUAUACCCAAACUUUCCUUGAGUGCACACCUCAGAUAUGUUUUUCUUCUUGCAGUUGGUGAGACUUUGGACUGAAGCGCGAUGACCUGUAGUUCCUCCGUUGGAAUUUACAAAUACUGUUGUUUUCGCUCAACACUGUGACUGCUCUGAUGAUAUGGUUGUUGAGGCAGCAGCUUCCUUGGAGCACACCCUCUUUGUCUCGUUCGGCCAUGAUAUAUGUCUGAGGCUGAAGCUAUCACUUGGGUAAGAACCAUAUCUAUCUCAUUUUGAAAAUCAAAAACGCCAUUUGAGAAAUCAAGUGCGAUAAAUGUUGGAAAUCAAAGUUUAGCUGAAAAAUCAAAAUGAAACACUAAAACAAAACUAAGACAAAACAUCAAAAUUAAAGAAAGCAAUACAAUAAUCAAAACAACUGAAUUUUAUGAGUAAUACUCCUCAAACACGGUAGACAUCAAAUUGGAUAGGAGAUAUUUAGUGAAAAUAUUGUAAAUCCCUCAUGAGUCAUCCGGUUGGGUCUUAUCUAACACUUUUCUUUUCUUUUAUUCUUGACUUCUUUCAAAAAGGGCUCUUUCAGCUAUAUUUCAGAAAAAAAAUAGUUAGUAAGCCAAUUCGUAUAAAGGCACGGACUACUUUCUUACUGCGCUUUUCACAAACAUGCGAACUCUAAGGCCUAGUUCAAACGUCGAAUUUCACAUGUGCCGAACUUAACGCGAGAGUUAAAUGCAUGUGAAGUGCGACGUUUGUCAGAAUUGGUGGUGGCGCCGCGAGGUGCGGGUUCUUUUCUCAGGCUAUGAUUUUUUUGAGCGGUUUUCGAUUUUCUGUAAACCCUAACGCCUUGGACACCUUUUCUCAUUAGAAAGGAUCUUGUACUUUCGGAAUUAAUACAAAAACAAACAAAUAAAACAAAACAAUGACAAACGUAACUUUAUUGCAUUUGGAUUUGAUUGUUGCUAGCCAUGUUUGACAGGGCGUAUUUUUUAGCGUGAUAAACUCCCGCGAAUUUCUCACUCCAACCUUUUCCCUGGUUACUUCGGUCCUGAUCUUGUCCUUUCGUGUUUUUCCAACUGCUUUUUGCAGGAUUUUCACCUCACAGGGGUUAAUAGGAAUUGAAGCCUUUUUAUAACUGCGUCUAAAUUUUUUUCUUUGACAGCGACUUCGUCGUGCAUGAUCAACGGGCAGCUUGCGGCUUAUACUUCUACUUUUAGUUAUGGGAUCAAGUUGUUCGAUUCUGAACGAUACCGAGUACGACGUCUGGAUCACUGAAAGAAUUAACUGGCAGGUUCUCGCGGUUUCCGUUGGUGCCACCGCCGCGUUGCUAAGUGUGGGAAUUGCAGCUUUUCUCGCACUCGGCCCGAUCGAAAUAGGACUUGGAAGCGCGCUCAGUGGAAUGGGUGGAGCAGCAAUCACGACCAAAUUUAAAGAGACUGUAGCAGCCGCUGUGCAAGCCGGUUUAAAUCCUUCUCGACUGACGGUGGUACGCGAAUUCUUAGAGUCGCCAUUGAAACGUCUUGCUAAGGCGUUUAAUAUUACAGAAAAGCAAGCUGAAGAUCUUCAAAAGUACGUUCGAGAUUUCCAAGCUGAAGCUAAGUUAAUCCGCCCAGGUGAGAAGUACACAUGGUCAGGCACUGUAUCUCUAAAUAAGAGAGUGCAUGUUAUGAAUGAAAAGCUUCAGUUCGAUGACAAAGCCUGUUUUACAGGUCCUACAGAUGGUUCUGAAAAGGUUUACCGGAUAUCAGAACACUUUACAAAAUUGGACGUUAAAAAGUAAUCAGAGAAUGUUAAAACCGUAACCGUGCAUUUACAGAAAGUAAUAAAGUUGAACCUCACCGGCCACAGCGGUCGCCUUGGGAACAGAAGAAAGUGACCGUUGUAGAGAGGUUUAAACACGAGUCAAUGUGUGGUCGACUGUCCAACAAAAGAGUGGCCGUUUUGGAGAGGUGGCUGUUAGUGAAGGUUUGACUGAAUACCGAUCAGUCACUGCCCGCUGUUUACAAACGUUUUAUAAACAUUUAAAAGUAGAUUAUUACCAUAAUUAUCUUGUAAAGAGAUUAUGUAUAUGCCUAUUUUUACAGGGGCGCGUUGGUCAGCAAGGACCUCAAAGCCAGUUUAUUGCAAUAGAUCCGUAUAGGAUUACAAGAUCGCACUAAAAUACAAAACACCCUAUGACGACAAACAAAACUCGAAAGAAACUAAGUACGACACCGCCGGAUACGAAAACCCCAAACCACUUUGUGGAAAAAAGGGAACGUACGCCCCCACCUGCUGAAAUCAGCUGCGGUGCCGACAACUCGGGAGCAGAGGUACCCAAAAACUAGCUAGCAAAAAGCCACAAACAAAUAUAGCACCAAUUGGCAAAUAAAAUAUAAGUUAAGAGCUCGAAUGAAUGCUGACCUAGACUGAUUCAAAUCGCAACGUUCAAAUAAACAUAUCUCAAAAAGCUAGAAAUAUCUUGAUCUACGGCGCUCUUAGUUGCCUCAAAAUUCUCGCUCUCCAGAUUGUACUUGGCGUCCUCCAGGGUAUCAAGAACCUUCGAUACCGCUUUGCACUAGCUCUUCGUUACGUUUCUUCGUUACUGCUCUUUUCGUUACUUUUCUUUUUAAAAACCGGACGAGAAUCUGCUGUUUUGAUCCUCUUCAUCUCAGUCUGAUGAUCGCAAUCGAAUCAUCGGUGGGCCUUUUCACGGAAGCAGAUACAUGAGAGGAAAUCAGGUCGGACAUUUUCUUUAGAAGAUCGUCGUUGUUAGCUUUUAUGAUCUGAUGGACACGAGCUUCAUCCAUGGUGCGGUCUAAAAGUUAGGAGCUCAAGUAAAUGCUGACCUAGACUGAUUCAAAUUGCAACGUACAAGUAAAACAUAUCUCAAAAAGCUACCCUCAAUUCCUCCUAGCCGGCCCGGGGAAGAAAAGUCCUUACAUUCUCUCUAAAUUCCACCCGCUUAAUACGGACACCCCGUUAUUACGGACAGUUUGCUUUGUCCCUGGGGAAAGAAAGGCCCAUACAUUCUCUCUGAAUUCAACCCGCUUAAUACGGACACCCCGUUAUUACGGACAGUUUGCUUUGUCCCUGGGGAAAGAAAGGCCCAUACAUUCUCUCUGAAUUCAACCUACUUAAUAAGGACACCCCGUUAAUACGGACACCUUCUAAAGUCCCAUCAGUGUCCGAGUGUCCGUAUUAACGGGGUUUGACUGUAGACGUAAGAUAUCGCAUCGCUGUUCAAGGAAUUAACAGGGGUAAUUUCAAGGGUAACAGACUUGUUGUUUGCCUUCGCUUUUUGUAAAAAAGAUAAACCAGAAAAACUCAGUGUUGUCCUCGCUUGUUGACUGUUUGCUGUUUGUUUCAAUAAUUUCGAUAAUUGAGCUAAAUAUAGCGAGCUUUUCAGGCCCUUUAAAUUUCAGACAUAUAAGUUCGAUGACGAAAAAAAUUCGCAAAAAAUUGCGUUACUUCCGAUUCCCCCUAAAUUUGGUCCCGGCGGGAAGUUAAUAGAUUUAGCCAAUUAUGUGCCUAGUUCCAGCCCCCGAGGAGUAUUGAGCUUCACGCAACGAUUUGCAGCACAUGUUGUUGAAACGCAAGGAAUUACUUCCCGCUUGGCCUUCUCUUAGCUUUUUGCCGUCAAAUCCUUGCUUAUUUUGAUGAAUUAUAUCAGCAAAUUCAUGUUUGCUUGUCUUUAAUUCGAUAAUUUGAUGGAAACCUGGGAAAACAAAGCGUCUUUGUAAAGUAAACACUUGACCACGAGGGACGCCGAUGUAUAGAAUUCAUUAUCCUAAUAGACCUUGUCACGGUUUUCGACGCCAUCUUGACGAGUAGGCAAACGCGUGAGAAAUUACAGUGUUUGUAUGAGAAUCUAAUGUCGAAUAAUUUCCGUAGAACGGCUGUUCUGAAAAAAAUAUGAUUUGUUAGAACCACUUUUAAAAUUUUCUAUACAUUUCUCUGUAAGAAAGUCCCGGGAAAAUUACAGACAAAUAUAUGGAAAAUCUAAAGCAAGGCUCUGGAGAAAUUUAAGCACAGGUACGCCCCCAAAAUUUUUUGGGACAAUCCUUUGCUUUGUAGCUUUAGUUUACAAUUGAUAUUUUUUUCACAACAGCCGUUUUACGGAAAUUAUUCAUCAUUAGAUUCUCAUACAAACACUGUAAUUUCUCACGCGUUUGCCUACUCGUCAAGAUGGCGUCGAAAACCGUGACAAGGUCUAUUAUGAUAAUCCGACUAGCAUAAUCUGAUAGCGUCUCAAAAUAAAUUUGUAGAAAAUUCCAAGCCGCUCUAUAUUUUCGAACGAUUUUCGGGUUGUUUUGCUCAGAUAUUGAAAAAAAAAAAUCUUUGUUACUACCAUAUUACACGCAAUAGACACAUUUCCUGGCAAAAUGACAUUCUUUAUGAGUUUGAAAACUUUUUUUUGCAGAAAUAUGCCUUGUUAAUUUUUUUUGCGGAAUAUUAUGGGUUUCCUGAGACCGAAAUAUUUUUUUUCUGAAAGUUUAAUCCUUGCCCUUUCCAAUGAGGUAUAGCUUUAUAUGGAAUUGUAAAUAACAACAGAGAUAUAAUUUUUUAAAGUUGCAUGGUCAAAAGUAUUGUAUAUUGUGUUUCUUGUUUAUAGGUCAGUUGAGCAUGCAGUUUUAGUAGUGUCGUUUCGUCUAUCCAACCUGGCAGAAAAUAUUUACCGGGAUUUAUAAAAAAAAUAUAUUUUCUUAGACCGUUGUUUCUAGUAAAUUCGCAAAUCACAAUAGUGUACUAACGCGGGACUAAAUUUGCACGUGAGAACUCCUUUGAAAAAGUUUGCGAUAUAUUUGUCCAGGAUUUUUAACGAUCAUGUACUGAAAAUCGGGGAAAAGUAAGGCAACAGAAAAUUAGAAAUUUCAGCAUUUUAAAAAUCGAGCGUCCAUAGCCAAAGUAUUAAAACGAGAACAUCGUAUCGCCGUCUCUUCGAAAACUUUUCACCUUCUACGCCAACAAAAAACCUUCAAGAUCUGCCUUAAUCUCGCAAGAAGUCAAGUGUGACUGUGAAGACUGUUUUAAUUUUUUCUUAGUUGAAUGAUAAAAGCUGUAUCUGCAUUUUUCCCAUGAUAUAUAUAUGAAAGUAAUUUUGGUUGGCUGAUUCGGGAAAUGCCAAUCAAUCAAAAAACGUUUCGUAGAAAGCUUGUAUCCCUGAGGCUGUCUUUUCGUGUCGCCUUGCCCGUCAGAAUCGGUUAUUUACAGAGGGGAACGAAAAUAGAAGCUGAUCUCAGGAGAGAUUUCCUUCAUUAACCCAAGCCAAUUCCCAGGUAUGUUUUAAAUGAAUGUCUAAAUGUGUGAUUUAAAUAGCAUGAAGAAAAUUUGGAGUUAAACCACAUGUUUAAUAUUGCCUUCGCGUCGAAAAUUGAGUACCGAACUUAAGUUUUUGUUAUCAAGUCCUGAAAACCUAUCCCUUAUUAUUGAAUUAUUUCAAUGCGACGGGCGUCUCUAUUACCCUGAAAGUAUCUUCUAGGGAAAAAAAAUUUCUGAUCUUAUUAAAAAGUGUCCAAAUUUCUCCACGCGACUUCCUUUGCGAACGCGAGGAAAGUUGAAAGUUGAUGUCAGCACGUGGCUUAUAGGGGAAAACACUUCCCAGAAUCUAGAACAUUGACUUCCCAGAAUCAAAAUCCCAAACACUUCCCAGAAUCCAAAAACACGUCUCAGAGUCCAAAACACCUUCCAGAAUCCGUGAACGUGAAUCGACACUCACUUAAACACUUUUAGAAUCAAGUCGUCGGAGUUGAAGACUGUUUCAUAGAAUCGCACGUGGUUGCAUCAUCAUCAAUCACGAGGUUAUCAUCUACAUCAAUGAUGAAAAUCGUGAUAUUUCUUACCUACUCGGUAUUCGACGAGCAUCAUUAUGUUAAGAAACCAUGAAGAAACCUUGAAACCUUUGAGUCUUCCUCUAAGCAACGUUUCGUGAGUUGAUAUUCAAAGUACUUUAACAAUUUGUAUAUUUUGCAACAGAUGUCGGAAGGAAAGACAAAGAAAAGUGAAUCUACAGUAUGAGGAUCGACUCACUCAGCUGUGUGCAGCAAUUCGCGAUUUCAGCGUACAGCAAUACCCAAUUCUGCACAAAAGAUAGUCUUAAUUUAGGAUUAAAACAGUAGAUUGUUGAUCCCUACGAGCCACCGUAAGUUAGCGAAUUUUAGGUUAAAAAUUAGGACAGUCUGAGACUCGGACGUCGAAAAACGAUCGAUUAUUUUUCUCACAAAAUUGUAAAAGGCUCCUGGCGUGAACAAUGUACAUGAGGUGUUUUAUCUACCUAAUGUAAGCUAUCUAUGGACAAAAAAGUAAAAGAAAUUGAUUUUUCAACUCUUACCACGAAAUUAAGAUUUUGUUUGAUUUUUCCAGACCGUCGCUCUUAAGCCUGUUUUGUUUCCUUUGUUUAACGUCAGGUGUGAGUUAUAAAUUAUAUUACACCGGAAAUGAGCCAAAUGAAUCUGACGGACUGGUUUAGUGUUUUCUGGGUUAGAAAACUUUGUAUUUCGUUUUAGAAUACGUUUUGAUCCGGAAAGUUUUUUGUUCGUUUUAAGGAUGAACAUAUUUUUCUGUCUUCGGCUAGAUAUUUUGUUACAUUUUGGCUUUUUAUUUUAAUGAUUUGCAAUUAGGAAGAGGUUAUUAAAAAAUUUACAAAAUUGUAAACGUUCAUCCUAAUCAGCAUUCCGUUGUUUCAACUAUUCAACCCUGUAUUUCCCCUGAGGCAGAAUUGAAAGCCCUCGCCUGACUUUUCAGUGAGCCGAGUCUUUACGGGUGUACGCCACUUCCACAUUUCCCGUAAUGCACCUUAUUUAUUUGCCCGCCAAAAUGUUGCAUAAGUAUUGUUUUCAAUUUCUUUUGGGACGGCUGUAAUACCCAGGAGAAACGAAAAACAAAGGUUAUGAAAAAUUUUGGGAAGCAAAUAAGGUGCAUUAUGGGAAAUGUGGAAGUGGCGUUAAGGUCCUCAGAAAACGUGAUGAAAUUGGUGAAGUGCGUGCGUCCCCUUCAGCCAAUUUCUAACCUUAAUUUGGUCCUGAUCUUGCUCCACCGUGCUUUCCCUCUGCAACUGAUUUCCGCACAAUUUUUACUGAUCUCACAGGUUCACAGGAAUUGAAGGCUGUUUAUAUCUCCGGUGCAACUCUGUUUUUGACUUUUCCUCUAACAAGCAGUUUGAAGCUUAAGCUCCGUCUUUAAUCAUGGGAUCAAGUUGUUCUAUUUUGAACGAUACCGAGUACGAAGUCUGGGUCACGGACAGAAUCAACUGGCCGGUUCUCAUAGGAGUUUCUGCUGGCGUCGCCGCCCUGUUGCUAAGUGCAGGAGGAAUUGCUGCUUUUCUAGUACUCGGUUCGGUAGAAGCCGGAGUUGGAGGCGCGCUUGGCGGCGGAGCAACAGCAAUCGCCACAAUCUAUAGAGAUAUUUUCAGAGUUACUACAGAUGCUUUUCGAUCGCCUUUAGGGCGCGAAGUCUUGAAUUUAUCAAUCGAACGCCUGGCUAGGGCUUUGAACAUUACAGAAAGGCAAGCUGAACAUCUUCAAAGGUACGUUCGAGAAUUCCAAGCUGAAGCUAAGCUAACUCGACCCGGUGAGAAGUACACAUGGUCAGGCACUCUAUCUCUAACGAGAAGAGUGCAUGUUAUGAAUGAAUUGCUUCAGUUUGAUGACAAAGCCUGUUUUACAGGUCCUACAGAUGGUUCUGAAAACGUUUAUCGGAUAUCAGAGCACUUCACAAGACUGGAUGUCCGGAAAAGGUAA
Molecule: messenger RNA, 11722 nt
Organism: Porites evermanni
Lineage: Eukaryota; Metazoa; Cnidaria; Anthozoa; Scleractinia; Poritidae
Source: the annotation of a GenBank genome assembly